CGCUUUUUCCCUCGCAUAAGGCUUUCUUUUUAUAUCUCCCCGGGACUGUCAUGUCUAAGACAUUUCUCUGGCCGGUAUAUCCGAUUGCUCGGAGCCAGGUUCGCACAGGCAAGAAGUCUUGGUACUGACGCCAUCCCGUGAGCGAUGGAGACCUUUUUUUGUGGUGCGCCCCGUUUUAAGCACCUGAGUUUCUGCUGCGGAGGGAAGCGCGCGAUUCAUUUGCUCAGAAAUUUCGUUACUUCAUCCAGCAGUUAUUGGAUGAUCGUCAUCUUAGUUGCUUUUCUGCUCGAAUUUCCGCCGUUGAACAGUUUAUCGCCGCGGUUCUGCGAUUCAGCGCUCCUCUUUCAGUUGCCCUAUGGAGUAACCUGAUUAAUUUUAGUUAUUGAUUUUUUUUUAAUUCCAAGAACCCAAGAA
Messenger RNA from Aspergillus steynii IBT 23096, 414 nucleotides. RefSeq lists its product as uncharacterized. NCBI's taxonomy places the organism in Eukaryota, Fungi, Ascomycota, Eurotiomycetes, Eurotiales, Aspergillaceae. Bases 145 to 369 code for a protein of 74 amino acids. The record is from RefSeq and is a predicted model, not a curated record. The transcript is spliced from 2 exons.